AUGUUACAUGAAGGAGCAAACUCCAUGGUUGGUAAUGGAAUACUGCAUAGGCUCAGUUGCGGAUGUUUUAGAAGGAUCCAUCGAGAUAUCAAGGCGGCUAACAUACUCCUUACCGACUCUGGUGGAGUAAAAAUUGGCGAUUUUGGGUCAGCUAGCUUCAUAAGUCCAGCCAACAGCUUCGUUGGGACACCAUUUUGGAUUGCUCCAGAAGUUAUUCUUGCUAUGGAACAAGGCAUAUACGAUGUACGAGUGGAUGUUUGGUCACUAGGAAUUACUUGCAUUGAAAUGGCGGAGUUGGAGCCUCCAUACUUCAGUGCUACUAAUCCUAUGGCUGCUCUUUAUCAGAUCGCUUCAAAUGAUGCCCCUAGACUAGUCGGAGGUAACUGGUCUGAUGAAUUUCGAAAUUUCGUGCAGUUUGUUCUCCAGAAAGAUAUGAAUGAAAGACCAUUCUGUUCUCAAGCUAUGGCGCAUCCUUUUUUAGCUAAUGUAUUUCGUUUCACUCACAUUCUUCCUGAGUUAAUUCAACGCACCAAAGCUGCCGUAACUGCUCAAGAAAAUCAGAUUAGUCAAAAGUGGAAAAAGAUUCUUUAUGAAAGUGAAUUAAAUCAUUCUUCCUCUUCAGUUGUAGCCAGUGAGGAAAGUCCAACUUGCAGACAAGCUGCUUUUGUGUACGACGAUUCUAGUACUGAAGUAGAGGUUUCCGUACGAAAUUCUUACAGGCCACGCCUUAUUUCUGGCCUACUUAGACAAUCUCAUGAUGGAUCAAACGUGGCUGAACCAGAGCGAAGUUUACGACGACAUGAUUUAAGGAAAGGAUCUAACCAAACCAGAAGGCGUGAUUCUAGCAGAUGUAUUGACGAGGAUAUCAGUCAUGAUAGUAGUUCUAUCAACGAUGAUGUCGAAUAUCUGGCUGGUGAUAGUUGUUCCAAUAGCGUGGAAAGCGCAAGCAGUGAUUUGUCCGAUAGUGGCAAUAGUCCUGGUCAACGACAUGUGUACAUACCUCCUAAACAUUCUGUAUCUGGAAUUUCAACUGAUAACUCACCCUCGCGUACAUUUGACCCGGAUAGUGGACAUGGUGGUUCAUUUGAUUUUAAUGGCGCGCAUCCAUCACCAGUGUCUAAUCGACCGACUGCACACAGAUUGAGUGCAGGUGACUCAAUUGUAACGCAACACCCUCAGACUUCCCGUCCAGUUCAAAUCAAUAGUCAUUUGUAUGCUAAUAUGGACUCCAACAGUGACAAUCAUGUGUAUCAUUCGAUAGUAGUGGAAUCUAAUAAUAAUGACUCAGGAGGAGGAGGACAUCAUGGUUCUGUUCCUGAAGCUGUAGGAUGUUCUGCUACACCGACGAAGACUCAGAUUAUUAAAACAGGAAGUGAGAAUUUCAAUCGACUCUCAAUUACCUCUCCCCGUAAUGAUUCAGGUAUUGUUGCUGAAACAUCUCGUUUAGCUGCUAUAGGGAUAAGUUCUCCACAGGAGACUUCAUCUUCUGUUGGUCAUUUUGCAACACUGAAAACUAGCCAAAUGAUGAGAGGUCAGUCGUCAGAACUGGAUGCAUCAAAUUCAGCUGCUGCUGUUGCCCUUGGUUUUACACAACAAGGUUAUGGCAGAGGUAUGGCCAACUGUCGUGAUCAAAUGAAUGAGCUCAAACGAUUACGAAAUCAACAUAAUAAACAUCUGAAACAGGUGGAAGACAAAAAUAAGGCUGAAGAAGAAUCACUCAAAUCACGCUUGAAUCGUGACUAUGAAGCAACAAAGUUGGUGAUGAGAAAAGAAUUCAUGAGGUUGGAAGAAAUCCAUGCUGCUGAAAUAGAAAAAGAGCGUAAACGUGCAAUGUCUGUUGAAUCAAAGUUGGCGCGUCAAUUGGAGACGGAAACAAAGAGUGAAUUGAAAUCGGCCAAAAAAUCAGCUCUUGGUUCGAUUAUUUCACAUGAUUCAGACUCUAGUGGACAUUCUAAUCCACUAGAAGCUAUUCGUAAAAGACGUCAGGAUGUCUCUGCACUUGAAACUCGUAAAACUAAACGUCUUCUUUUGACCCAGUUGCAGGAUAUUGAAAUGGAACAGUUACGCCAGUAUAUACGUUUACAACAGAAAGCAGCUGAAGAGAUUACUUCACUUUUACUCAGGCAACACACAGAACUUGAGAAUUUAGAAAUCAAUCAAUUGAAAAGAAUUCAAGACUUACGCAUCAGUCAGUUACAAAAUCAACAUGAAGCUGAAAUGGAAAAUCUACAUCAGUAUUUUAAACGUAUUGAAGCUGGUAUACAAAAAAGACACUGUGAAGAAACAAAAAAUCUACCCAAAUAUCUUAAGCAAAAAGAGUUGCAGAUUCGUAAACAAUUUCGUGAUGCUGCUAGAAUUCAGAAGAAACAAUUCAAACUGCUACGUGAAGAACGUUUAAAAGCAGCCCGUCGAUCUUCAGAGUUAGGCACAUCAUCAUUUUCAGGAGCAUCAGAGUCCUCUGGUUUGAAUUCAUCAAAUUCUAAUAAUCGUCCAGAGUCGGUUGAUCUACAGGGUCAACUAGUUAUGCAUCUGCAAGAUGAACGUCAAAUUUUAGAGAAUCUUAAACUGGAAGAAAAGCGUAAACAAGCCGACUUAGAAGCACAAUAUAAUAAAAGUAUUAGUGAAUUACAUGAACGUCAAAAUGGUAAAGUUGAAUCCUCACAUGCUCGUGAAAAUAAAGAGUUUAAAGAGAACCGUUCAGAAGGAGUGAAAAUCUUGUCCAGUUUCCAGGAAAAACAACGACGUGAUAUGCUGAAACAACACCAGCGGCAAAGGGAAGAUUUAGAGAAUAGAAUUCGUGCCCGCAAAGAAUCUCUAGAAGCUGCAAUGAAAAAGAAUGCUGAGUCAACGAAGGAAGAAUCUCGUAAAAAAACGAGACGACUAAUGGAACGUCAUGCGGAUGCUUUACGUGCUUUCGACAUUGAAACCGCUAAUCUUGGUAUUGACAAUGCUGCUGUAGUUGGCUCGUCUAGCCGGAUUUCCGCAACAUCAGGGAUAGCAAGCGGAUCGUCAGGCAGCACUGCCUCAUUCUCUAGCUCAAGUGGACAACGUCCAUCAGAUUGGCGACACAGUCGCGCAGAGUUUCUACCAUCCUAAUGUAAAGCUACCGUGAUCCCUGGCACAAUUGUGUGUACAUUAAUUUUACAAAGAAUGGUUGUUCAAUUGUUCAAAUUCACAUGAAGCUGCAAUUUAAAUACGCAUUUGACAGUUUCAUUAUUCAUACCAUUCAUCUCAGGCGCUUGUUAUGCAAAAAUCAGAAAUUCAUUUUAUGUAUUUUUAUAUAUACGUACAUAUAUAUAUAGGUGUAUUAAAAAGGAAAUAAAACAAGAAAAAACAAACAAUUCAUUGAUUGAUGAACAAAGUUUCGAAAAUUAUUGCCCACCUUGUACUUGUACAUGUGUUAACACAACCGGUUAACUUCCCUAAUUUCUUUUUUGACAACUUUAUUCAAUCACAAUGCGUCUUUCUGAGUAGUGUGAAAACUCACUUUGUUUUUUUUGUUCAAUUGCCCCUCCCCCCGCAUAUAAAGUGUACAGCCCAGAUGUAUCUGAGGAAUUAAUGUGUUUUUCUUUUUGAGAACAAAGAGUGAAACAGUAGUACUUAAAUGCUUUUUUUUAAAAAUCUUGGCUUCUAACUCUGUUUCAUGCGAUACAAGCAUAGUUCUAGUGUUGUUUUUUUUCUGAGGUUAUACACUACGCCUAGUAUAGAUUACGAACAAAUCAUUCUUAUUUGUUACCCCCUACUUUCUCCUUCAAGAAAAGUUACUCAUGUUCUCUGUUACUCGCAACCACAAAAAACUAUACUCAUAUUGUUAAAAAAAACACAUGUGAUUUGUUUUUCUAUCUUUCACCUCAAACAGCCAGCCAAGCCAAAUCAACCCUAUAAAAAAUAACUAACCCCAUCCUCCACCACUAAAAACAAGCUUAAUGUUGAUUCCUUUUUAUUCUUGUAAAAUGUUUCAUUGGCUUCAGUAUACAUAUACAUAUAGAAUUUUCAAAACACAAUGAUAAUGAUGAUAUUAAUUAUAAUAUACUUAUAUAUUAAUAUAAUACAUGGCAGUAAUUUUUUUUCUUUCCAUGAGAUGAACAAAAAUAAUGCUACAUAGAGAGGUUAUUGUUUUCUAAUUAAUCAGGCAGUAAACUCAGGUAGGAGGUGUGUAUACUGGAACUGUACAAAAUGGAUAGGAUAGGAUAGAGCUGGUAAAGCGUUCUAAGUUAUAUAAACAUUGACUUG
Trichobilharzia szidati is the source of this 4233-nucleotide messenger RNA. NCBI's taxonomy places the organism in Eukaryota, Metazoa, Platyhelminthes, Trematoda, Strigeidida, Schistosomatidae. The record is from the annotation of a GenBank genome assembly.